Sphaeramia orbicularis (orbiculate cardinalfish) is the source of this 2136-nucleotide messenger RNA. RefSeq names its product paired box 1a (gene pax1a). Gene Ontology annotation, biological process: regulation of transcription by RNA polymerase II; anatomical structure development. The transcript is spliced from 5 exons. The record is from RefSeq and is a predicted model, not a curated record. Bases 473 to 1606 code for a protein of 377 amino acids. Lineage: Eukaryota; Metazoa; Chordata; Actinopteri; Kurtiformes; Apogonidae. Gene Ontology annotation, molecular function: DNA-binding transcription factor activity, RNA polymerase II-specific; RNA polymerase II cis-regulatory region sequence-specific DNA binding.
CGUAUCCAGGCUCACGGCGCCUGCGUAACGACAGGAAUAACCAUUUGUUUUAUUCUCGGUCAGAUAUUUGUGCAAGUGAUGUUGCCGACUUCACUUCGGAGGAUGAUCCUUUUUCAACAACUCGCCUUUGUUUUAAUCUAGCCCUCUCCAACACACUUGGCUGAAGUCUAUAAAUCCUAAAUGGACCCACGUCGUAAAUCAAGCUGAAAUGCUUUUCUUUGAACACAUCCUGAGUGUUAAUUCCUUCUGCUCGCCAUUUUUAAUGUUGCUUUUUGUUGUUUGGUCAAAGAUGGUGGAGGGUAAACUCAACCAAACAGUUUACAAACUUUUGCAAAGUUACAUAUUCGGGUUGUUGACUCUUAUAUGUUAUAUUAAUAUAAUAUUUUACCUUCUCUGAAUGAGGCUGGAUCAGCUGGCCUGUGUCAAACAGAUUCACAAUGAGAACUGAGGAGCUGCUUUACUAUCCACAAACAUGCUAUUAAUAAUCUCUGUAUAUUUGGGGUAUUUUUCCAAAGAGCAAACCUAUGGAGAGGUGAACCAGUUAGGCGGCGUGUUCGUCAAUGGUCGACCCCUGCCCAAUGCCAUACGAUUGAGAAUAGUGGAGUUGGCUCAGCUCGGGAUCAGACCCUGUGAUAUAAGCCGGCAGCUCAGAGUCUCCCACGGCUGCGUGAGCAAGAUUUUGGCGAGGUACAACGAGACGGGCUCCAUCUUACCCGGUGCCAUCGGAGGAAGCAAACCACGGGUCACGACGCCUAACGUGGUGAAAAAUAUCAGGGAAUACAAACAAAACGACCCCGGGAUAUUUGCCUGGGAAAUCCGAGACAGGCUUUUAGCAGAUGGAGUUUGUGACAAGUACAAUGUCCCGUCAGUUAGCUCGAUCAGCAGGAUUUUACGCAACAAGAUUGGGAAUCUGUCCCAGCCCAGCCAGUAUGAGAGCAGUAAGCAGAGCUCCGCACAGGCCGGCCUGUCCUACAACCACAUCUACCCCUACUCAUACCCCAACACCAUGUCGCCCACUGGCACUAAAAUGGGCAGCCCCCCUGGAGUACCGGUGACGGCUGGACACAUGAGCAUAUCCAGGGCCUGGCCUUCUGCGCACACCGUCAGCAACAUCCUCGGUAUACGAGCCUUCAUGGAUCCUGCAGUUACUGUUUCUGUGUCAGCCAUUGCUGGAACAGAGGGAUAUCCACCAAAAAUGGAGGAGUGGAGUAGCGUCAACAGAGCAGCUUUCCCCCCUGCCCACACAGUCAACGGGAUUGACAAGUCAGCCAUUGACGCGGACAUUAAAUAUGCUCAGCCUUCCUCGACACUGUCCAGUUACGUCUCGGCGUGUGCCUACUCCCCUACCAACCAGUAUGGGGUGUACAGUGGGCCAGCGGGCGGCUACGUGGCCCCGGGCCACCACCACUGGCAGCCGCAGAGCCCGGCCCUGUCCCACCCAGGGAGCGGGAUGAGCAUGCACGCGGGAGAGAUCCACUCCACGAUGGCCUUCAAGCAUCAGGCCCGAGAAGGAGACAGAAAACCGCCCAGUCCGCUGAGCAAGCAACAACAACACGAAGACUUGAACAGUGUGCAUGGACUCAGUCUCCCUACCUCAUCAUCAUAACCUGGACUUAUAUCACCUAAAUUACCAGAACCAUUUAACUGAACUCAUUUCAACUCAAACAACAGUAAGUGUCAACUCUGCUGGCUUGUUUGCAGAUGUCGGUCCAACACAGGCCUGUUCAUGUGCAUAUUGAACCCAGUAUAAAUAACUCUGUCGGUCUUCAUGGCCUCAUGAAUGUAAGCUUGCAUGGAUGUAUCGGUGUUUCCCCUCUUUUUUUUUUUUUUUCCUCCGUUGAAAUUCUUCUAAAUUGUAUAUCGUGUUAUGGAAAACUGCAGGAUAAAAAUCGAUAUUUUUGCCAGUCAGUUCUGUCACUGAUGUUUUAUUUUAAGUCUAAAAUCCAAGGGCUAUUUUGUAAUCCGCCAUAUAUUAUAUUAUCUUAAUUUGUGGCCAUGAUCUCCAUUCUACCAUGACUCAACGAUGUGAACAAAUAGAUAAAAUGUCUAAAUGUAAAGUAUUUGCCAAAGCUUUAAUUAUAUAUUUUUAUAAUUUCAUUGUAAAUAUUAAAAAAAUAAAGGCUUUCUCAAAUGCCA